Messenger RNA from Adineta ricciae, 2958 nucleotides. The record is from the annotation of a GenBank genome assembly. Lineage: Eukaryota; Metazoa; Rotifera; Eurotatoria; Adinetida; Adinetidae.
AUGAAACUCAUCUUUUUAUUUCUAACGUGUCUAUCUCCGUUAUUGAUGAUCAAUAGUGAACCCGUGUUAUCCUAUACAGAUAUCAUUCGAAUACAUUGUGCACCACCAUUUCACUAUUAUAAAUCUUGGUGUUAUUACAUCUUUCCUAAUGUUACAUUGGAUUGGUUAUCAGCAUCUCGUCUAUGCCAUUCAAUUGAUAAAUCGACGCAUCUUGUUUACAUAUCAGGUGAUGAUGAAAUGCUUGAUCCGCUUCAUGAUAUUUUAAGUAAUCGAGAAAAAUCAAAAGAUAUCAAAUCAUUAUGGACAAAUACAACAUGGGGUCAACACAAGAAGACAAUAUUGAGCCGAAACUCGAAACGUUUAUGUCGUAAAAUUGAAUUGAAAUCGAAUUUAAAGUCAGGUCUAAUCGAUACGCUUCGAAUGCCGUUUAGCAACUGUCGCGAGAAACAUUCAGUGAUGUGUCGAAAAGAAUUACCGUUGAAUGUUAUUUGUCGUCGACCGUGGGCAUUGAUCUAUGGGGUAUGUUAUUAUCUUGAUGAGCAAGCUCGUAUUACUAAAACUGAAGAAGAAGAACGCAAUAUUCUUCAAUGUGAAGCAUGGGACGGUGAAUUAUUUUACAGUUCAAAGCAAGAGAAAACCAUUCUCAAACCAUUUUUAACUUACUCUCUACAAAGUCUUCGAUCAAGCACCGUUUUAACGGAAAACUUCGGUGGAGUAUCGUACUCAUUUCAGAAUAUACUCAAAGAUAAUUGUUCACUAGUAUCUGGUGAUGUUUAUCUGAGUACCGCUCUUUCCCAACUACAAUCUUUUAAUACAACAAAACCGUGCCCGUCAUACAAUUCUUACACAUUAUGUCGACAAAGUCAAAAUACAACUUGUGAACCGCCUUGGUUCUACGAUGACGGCUUCUGUCUGUAUUUUUCUCCUCAAUUAUUGGGUGAUAUGGGUACAGCAUCGAUUGAGUGUUCUCAAAAUGGUGGUCAUCUCUUAUAUAUCAGCAACGAAGAAGAACUCUUCCGUUUAACACACAAUCUCGUGUCAUUAGCACCCUUUUUUAAACAUCGAUCAUUAUCCGGUGUUUGGCUGUCCGUAUCUUACAAAGCUUUAAGUUCGGCAGAUAAUGAUACAGAAGAUAACUUUGAUUGGCAAUGGGAUUUAUCUAUUGAACCGUAUUUAGACGAUGAUUGGAAAGGAUACGAGUGGCGAAGGUUUUUCCAACAUCGUCUCUCUCCGUAUAUCGUGAGUGCGGGUGAUUGCGCUGCAUUGAUUGUUGAUACGAAGAUACGCGAGCCGAUUGAACGUACGACAUGUCAUAAUCGACGAACAAUUGUCUGUCGGAAACCAUUGGAUAAUGAGAUCAAAUCAUUUCAUAAAAAAGUCAAUUAUCAAAGGUUUUUAGGUCUGCAAAAUUCUACUGAACUUCUUGAAAUUCCUCGUAAAAUAAACAACAUCACGUCGAAAUCAUCGUUCGUAAUAACGCGUCACAUAUUUGAGUUAUUGAAUACCACAACAUACCGGCUUAUUCUUUAUCUAAAUGGUUCAUCAACAAAAACAACAAAUUUGAUAUUCACUUGCAAAUCCAAGGGAAUUCUAUUUGAAAAACUCAUUCCAAGUAAUGAUUUAUCCUCAUUAAUGAUAUUUGAUAUAUCGAAAAAUUCACCUGAAAGCGAAUAUGAUAUUUUAUUUCGUCAUCUUCGUUCGUCGAAAUGUGUCAAUACAAGCACCAGUCAAUGCAUAUAUUUGUCAUGUAUUGAAAACGAUCCCUGGCAUUAUUUACUACCAGAAAUGCAUGCACGUCUUGAUCCAAUUCGUAAUCAUUCGUCGACAAAUCAUCGUUGUUUGAUCAAGUAUAAUUAUGCAAAUUUAAAUGCACAGAUAUGCUCCGUAUUAACCGAACAAUUUCGUGUUUCCGAAGAUACAUCUUACGCGCCUUCAUCGUCUUCGGGUAGAACUGAUCAAUGUACUGAUUUCGGUGGACAAUGUAUUACAGAUACGUUAAUAAAUUCUCUAUCAAUGCCGUUUGCCGAUGCAAGUCUCCAGUGUCCAACAGGACUGAUUUGUUGGCUACAAGGUGAACGUUGUGGUAUCGAUUCUUAUUGUAUUAAUCGCAUACGAUUUCCCUGUCCGACAUCAUCCCGAGUAUCAAAUGUGACUUGUUCAAAUACCCAUCAUGAUUGUUGUACAUCGUUACCAUCACCAGUCGAUUCGCAAGUGAUUCUUUCUUCAACAUCAAUUCAGUCAACAUGGAAUAUUCUGUUACCAAUCUAUUACUUUUCUUUUCAUGGCACAUCCAAAUGGGAUAAGUUCUUUUUCAAUACAUGGCUGAACACCGGCAGUGAUCUAUCACACGAUUUUAUCAACGAUGAAUUCUUAUUUUCAUGCACGGCAGUUUUCAUUGAACCGACAUUAAUGUUAACCCACGACUCGUGUUUACCCACACGUUUGACAAGCAGUGACAAGCGUUCAAUAUUAUUCUCCAUGUUGAAAAAAGACGAUAGUGAUGAAUAUGAUAAAAUUGCAUUACAUAUUGAUACUUAUCAAAUCUAUUCGCCAUUUCAAUUAGUACGUCUUGCAUUUCAGCAUGAUUUUCUCGUUAAUAAAACGUGGAAAAGAUUGAAUGACAAGAAAUUAUUGAAAGAGAAUAUCGAUGAACUGUAUUGCGUAAUUGUUUUCAACGAAAAUAAUGUACGACGUAUUCGUUUGACCAAUAACUUCGAACGACAUCUCGUUUUCGAUGAAAAUACUUCAUUAUUUGCAUUCAUUAACUCAAGAAACGACGAUGAUCAGAGCGAAGAUGAAUGGUCGUUCUCGCCGAUUGCUUGCGUACUCAAUGGCGACAUGAACGAUUGGACAAUUGUUGGUAUUAGUGGAAAUCAGCUGAAACACAAAUGUAGAGUAUAUAAUCAAAUCAAAUAUUGUCAAAUGACAUUCGUCUAUUCAUCGACAUGGUUCGACUGA